AUGAAAGUCGGAAUUAUUCUAGGCUCAGUCAGACCAGGACGUAUGAGCUGUCGAGUCGGCGAGCACGUAGCUAAAGCUCUCAAAGAUAGAGGACACACUCCAAAGAUUUUCGACCCUGCUGAAAGUCAACUUCCUCUUCUCGAAAAGCCUCUUCAUUUCUACCCGCCGAAUCAAGAACCACCAGCAAUCCUGAAGCAGCUUCAGCAAGAGCUCAGCAGUCAAGACGCGUUCAUCUUCGUCACCGCCGAGUACAACUUCAACGUUUCCCCAGCGCUGCUUAACUUUGUGGAUCAUUUCCCGUACAAUACUUGGCGAUGGCGUUGUGCCUCGGUCAUUUCUUACUCGAUGGGCAAUUUCGGCGGCAUGAUCGCGCAGCAAACGCUCCGACAGACUUUGGGAAUGAUCGGACUUGCUGUUCUUCCUUCUACCGUCACGCUUCCAAACGUUCAGAUCCAAAUGGACGAGCAAGGAAACUGCGUUGGAGAGCGCAAAGAGUCGAUAGAGAAGAAUAUCAAAAAACUGAUGGACGAGCUCGAGUUCUUCUCUACCGCCGUACUCGCCAAGAAAGAAACCUCCCAAGUUCCCUUCAACUGA
Molecule: messenger RNA, 594 nt
Organism: Oikopleura dioica
Lineage: Eukaryota; Metazoa; Chordata; Appendicularia; Copelata; Oikopleuridae
Source: the annotation of a GenBank genome assembly